CCCCACUCUCCUCUCCACUCCUCACUAUAAAUAGCAGCAGCAACAACGUCCUCACACACGCGUCGUCGUCGUCGCCGCCGCCGCCGCCGCCGCCGCCGUCAUGGGGUUUCUCUCUAGCUUCCUCUCCCGCUCCCUCCUCCGCCGAUCCCUCUCCUCCUCCUCGACCCGCUCCAUCCAUCUCCUCUCCCAAGAAUCCGGCGCCGGGGACGUCCUCCGCCGCCGCCUCCGGUGGCGCCUCCCCCUCGCCGCCGCAGCGGCAGCGGGAGCCGCGGCCAUCGCCCUCGCCCUCGACCUCGACCUCCGCCCCGCACCUUCCCUCUGCGACCACGGCCUCGAUCCUCGUGUUGGAGGGAAAGAUAGCACUGAGCUAGUAGUUAAAGGCUCUCAUAAGGAGGUUCCCAAAGAGUUCAUCGAUGAGCUUAGAUCUUUUUUACAAGAUAACUUGACUUUAGAUUAUGAGGAGAGAUGCUUUCACGGAAAACCACAGAGCAGCUUCCACACAGCAGUGAAUAUUCCGGACGUGAUUGCCUAUCCAAGAACACAGGAUGAGGUGCAGAAGAUCGUGACAGUUUGUAACAAGUACAAGGUCCCUAUUGUACCAUAUGGCGGAGCUACAUCACUCGAGGGCCACACUUUAGCUCCUUAUGGAGGUGCAUGUAUUGACAUGUUUUUGAUGAAACAAAUUAAAGCACUUCAUAUUGAGGACAUGGAUGUAGUUGUUGAACCAGGGAUUGGAUGGAUUGAACUUAAUGAAUAUUUGAAACCUUAUGAUCUUUUCUUCCCACUCGAUCCAGGACCUGGGGCUACAAUUGGAGGAAUGUGUUCCACUCGCUGUUCUGGUUCUUUAGCUGUGAGGUACGGAACAAUGCGGGACAAUGUCAUUAAUCUUCAGGUUGUUCUGGCAAAUGGUGAUAUUAUGAAGACUGCUUCACGGGCUCGAAAGAGUGCUGCCGGAUAUGAUUUGACACGGCUGGUUAUCGGAAGUGAAGGGACUUUGGGUGUGAUUACUGAAGUGACUUUACGCCUACAAAAGAUACCUAAACAUUCAGCGGUUGCUAUGUGCAAUUUUCCAACAAUCAAGGAUGCUGCUGAUGUGGCCAUUGCAACAAUGCAUUCUGGCAUACAGGUCUCAAGAGCGGAGCUCUUGGAUGAGGUCCAAGUAAAGGCAAUUAAUGUGGCAAAUGGGCAAACUUUUCCUGAACGUCCUACAUUGAUGUUCGAAUUCACAGGGACUGAAACAUAUGCACGGGAACAGACACUAAUUGUUCAGAAGAUCGUUUCAGAACAUAAUGGCUCUGAUUUUGUCUUUGUCGAAGAUGCUGAUGCUAAAAAGGAACUAUGGAGGAUAAGGAAAGAGGCACUUUGGGCUUGUUUUGCAAUGGCUCCUGACUGUGCAGCUAUGAUAACGGAUGUGUGUGUUCCCUUAUCAAGGCUUGCAGAAUGCAUAUCAAAGUCGAAGCAACAGCUUGCUGCAUCACCAUUAACAUGCACUAUCAUCGCACAUGCUGGUGAUGGGAACUUCCACACAUUUAUCCUCUUUGAUCCAAACCAAGAAGAACAAAAACGAGAAGCAGAGCGGCUAAACCAUUUCAUGGUCCAUACUGCCUUAUCAAUGGAAGGAACAUGUACGGGCGAGCAUGCUGUUGGUACUGGUAAAAUGAAGUACCUCGAAGAAGAGCUUGGUAUGGGCGCAUUGAGGACCAUGAAAAGAAUAAAGACCACACUGGAUCCGAACAAUAUCAUGAAUCCAGGGAAGUUGAUUCCUCCUCAUGUCUGUAUCUGAUGUUGUACAAACCAUGGUUCCCAGCAAAUAUUCUCCAGAGAAUGUCGAUACAGAGUAAUGGUUUCUUCUGUGGCCUUCACUUUCCUCGGUUCUUGCCCUAGGUAUUGCAGCAUGCUUGACCAUUGUAUUUUUCCAUUAAUUAUCAUUUAAUUCAUGUGAUUCUCACCAAAAUAUUUCGUCCUAUAAAAUUAAAAACAGUUGUUUACUGUA
Molecule: messenger RNA, 1993 nt
Organism: Ananas comosus (pineapple)
Lineage: Eukaryota; Viridiplantae; Streptophyta; Magnoliopsida; Poales; Bromeliaceae
Product: D-lactate dehydrogenase [cytochrome], mitochondrial-like
Exons: 19
Coding region: 101-1783 (560 amino acids)
Biological process (GO): lactate catabolic process
Cellular component (GO): mitochondrion
Molecular function (GO): D-lactate dehydrogenase (NAD+) activity; D-lactate dehydrogenase (cytochrome) activity; FAD binding
Source: RefSeq, a predicted model, not a curated record